GUCGCAGGUGUGGUGGAGUGCUUAUUCGUUUCAUGCAUUUCCGUACCACUUGAGCUAUAUGCGGUCACUUUUAAAGUGAAACACCUGCAACUGCAAACAUCUAGAAAUUGCAAUAAUAUCAUUACUAGUAUUCGCAAGUACGGAUAGUUGUCACCUCCUGGUUUUGUAAUUUUGUGCUUGCAUGGUUAGUAGCGUAAUCUGGGCGUGGUUUCGAAUAGAGCCUCCAUAACUAUUGUUUCGACCAGCCAAUGACAAGCUCUCUUAUCAAGUUAAGUAUUAACUCUGUUCCCAUGUGCCAGCUCAAUAACCACUGAUAUUAAAAACAAAGUCAUGCCGUGUUUCGAAGGAUUUAGAAAUCAAGAAUAAUGCUUUCAGGCUCAAGAUUCCUUAGUUCAUAUUUCAUUCAACGUGUUUCCCAAGUUAGAGGUUUGCUACAUUACAAGUGUCAAUAUUAUGCUGGGAAUGGAAUUUUAUACCCUAAACUUUGUGAAUCAGAUUUUAGAAGCAUGAAUCAGAUUGCAAUGAAUCACUCUUCAGCUGUUGCUUAUGCUAAGACAAGUGUCUUUGGAAGAUUGAAGAGAAAAAUUUAUGAUUCAUAUUCUAGCAAAACAAAAAUCAAUGUGUCAGCUCAGUUAGUCUAUGAAUCAUGUGUAGAUGGCAUAGAUUGGAAUGAGUUCAUAGAAUAUUUUGGCCUUCCAGACACCUUACACUCUUGGUUUCUAUUAGUUCAACUUCAUGUUUGGAUGUGUGUAUUGGUUCUUGUAUCUGAAACUCAAGGCAGAAUUUUUCGCAAUGUUUUAAUUGAUGCCAUGUGGAAUGAUGUUGAGGCUAGGCUUGAUAAGCUAGCUGUGAUCAAGAGUUCAAAGAAGAAAGAAUAUUUAGCAGAAUUACUUAGUCAGUUUCAAGCUGCACUUAUAUCAUAUGAUGAGGGCAUUUUAGGAGAUGAUACCUGUUUAGCAGCAGCUGUAUGGCGAACUAUGUUUAAUUUUCGUGAUGUAGAUCCUCGAACAGUUGAAGAUAUGGUAUACUACAUUCGAAGACAGCUUUCUCAUUUGGAUUCAUUGAACACAGAAAACAUGCUGUUUUAUGGAAAAAUAAAGUUUUUGCCUCUAAAGGACAUUAUUGAGGAAGCAAAUAAAGAAAAAGAACUGUUAUAAAGAAAUUACUUGCAUUAUACCAUUAUACCUGCUUUUAUUUAUUAAACACUUUAGCUGUA
Messenger RNA from Uloborus diversus, 1216 nucleotides. RefSeq names its product ubiquinol-cytochrome-c reductase complex assembly factor 1-like (gene Uqcc1). Bases 366 to 1157 code for a protein of 263 amino acids. NCBI's taxonomy places the organism in Eukaryota, Metazoa, Arthropoda, Arachnida, Araneae, Uloboridae. The record is from RefSeq and is a predicted model, not a curated record. Gene Ontology annotation, cellular component: mitochondrion. The transcript has 9 exons. Gene Ontology annotation, biological process: mitochondrial respiratory chain complex III assembly.